UUCAAAUCUUCGUAUAUCAUGCGUUUUGAAAUAGCCGCGCUAUAGCAGACCGUGGCAGACCGGACCGAAGCAUGACCAAGGAGAUCAUGUUGCGAAAUAUAUUUGAAGUAUGAAUUAGGUCAUGACUUAAGCUGGUCCUGGAGAUUCAAAACAUCAAAAGCUGACAGACAACUGCUAACAACUAUCCUGAAUGCUGAUGCCAGCCCAAGAAAAUUAUGUGGGAUAAUGUGAUGUUUGUAUGCCAUCGCAGCAUAAGAGAAUAAGCCCAGAGAGCAAGGGAGCAGUUUUGCGAACAAUGUGACUACUUAAUUGAAAAAUAAAUAUUAAGUGAAAUGUAUGCAAGAAGAAAUGUCGCUGAAUAUACCGGUCGGUUAAUGUUGGAACUGCAUGUGCAAAACACUGUGCACACACUCCAUCGUUCUUGCUCGACUCGAGUGGGAACACUUCAACAGAGGAAAACCAUUGGUCCUAGAGGAUGGGUGUUAUUGGUACUCUACUUAUUUCCGAACCCAUAUUACUCGUGCAAUUGUAGAAUGAAACUAAGUUAACUAAGAUUAUUAUCGGUUUUUAAUACUGAUUGAAAAAGCUGACAAUUGUUGAGUGAUAGUACAUUAAAAAAUUCAUAUUUUUAAGAUGGUGUUCAGUAUAAAUAGGCCAUUUCUUGGAAUUAAAACUGUUGAGGAGGAUAGUUUGAAAUACUCUGAAGGUUCUAUAUAACAAUUGUUUGCAUUAGGGAAUCCCUGUUCUCACAUUUGCCUUGGGUACUUGGCAAGUUCAGAGGCGUAAAUGGAAACUUAAUUUAAUCCAAGAGUUAGAGAAGCGGAGUAAUGCAGAACCUAGAGAGUUUCCAGAGGAUUUAACUGAACUGAAGGAAAUUGAAUAUUAUCCUGUACGGGUCAGAGGACACUUUGACCACUCCAAAGAACUGUUUCUUGGUCCAAGGUCAUUGAUUAAAGAUGGAGAUGCAGCCUCUGAAGGAAAACUUAUCUCAAAAAAUGCAAAAUCACAUACUGGUUAUUGUGUCAUAACACCUUUUCAACUAUCAGACAAAAACUUCACUAUCCUUGUGAAUCGAGGGUGGGUCCCUUAUGACAAAAGAAAUCCUGCAUCUCGUAGAGGAGGUCAAAUUGAAGAUGAAGUGGAACUUGUGGGAAUUGUUAGGUUAGAAGAAAAGAGACCUCCUUUCACUCCUCAUAACAAAGGAAACAUGUGGUUUUAUAGGGAUUUGUCCCAAAUGUCUGCUGCCACUGAUGCUGCACCUGUGCUUUUGGAUGCUGUAGUGGAGAGUUCCGUUGAUGGGGGUCCUUUAGGAGGGCAGACACGGGUUUCAUUAAGAAAUGAACAUUUCUCCUAUAUUUUGACCUGGUACAGUUUAAGUGCUUUAACAGGCAUCAUGUGGUUGCGGAUGUUUGUAUUUCGAUGAAAUCCGAGCAGCCAAAGUAAACUGAAAGUAGUAGUAUGAGAUAUGAACUCUCUUGAACCUGUAUAUAGUUUUGGAAAGAUAUUGGUGCAAAUAAAAUAAAGAAUCCAACUACUGAUUUGUAAUUUUAUAUAGGUUCUCCACGCACACACAUGCCUAAUUAUAAGAAAAUGAGGGGGGAAAUUCCUAAUGUCUUAAUUCAAAUUUCAUUCACAGAAGAAAGAGAGAAAAAACAACAUAAAAUGUAAUUUUAUGAUGUAUUAACUUCCAUUCAAAUUAAAAUUGGAAGUUGAAUUAUAGUAUAAUUUUGUGAAGCCAGCUUUUAAAUACUCUCUUCCAUGUGUAACUAUGUAAAUAUUUAUUUUAUUUUUCUUGGCAACAAACCAUGCGGUCUCUUGUGCCUUAAAAUUAAUUUAGAUGAAAAUUAGAUUUCAUUAAUUCAUUUGACUCUAUCAACAUGAAACUCCUGCGCCACAUCAAACACAUUAAAGAAGAAAAAUGUAGAAAUUUAUGAAGUAUGGUAAAAGGAAAUCGGCAAGUUUAUGCGCAAUUUUCAACUUGUGUUGCCAUGGUGCAAUAUUAUGAAACAGUGCUUCUAGACCCUUGAAUCAACAGUUGAGUAGUAAUCUUCAAAAUAAUUGGUGGUAAUGAUUUGGAUCAUCUAUUACAUUACAUCUUUAGGAUGCUCCAAUUACAUACAAUGAAGGAUUUGUAAGAAACAUGCACAACAUUGAUAUCCGUAUAAAACUAAAUUGACUACUGCAAUUAAAUCUCCCAAGUCUUAAGUAUUUCUGUGUUAAUAAACACUUAACAAUGUUAGAAUGGUUAACUAUACCAAACUUUUUGAAGUAAUAUUGCCCAAGACCUAACUGUUCAAAGUUUUGAUUCCAGUAUGCAAAUAUUUUCAUUAUAUAUGUACAAAAUGCAGAACAUUUGCAUGUGUCCAGUCUCACUAAAAUAAGAGAUUUUUUUCCCUUUGAACACACUUGCAAAAUUUGGAAACUUCAGUAAACCUUUUAUUUACAUAAUGGUUAUGGAUAACAUAAUGGAACUCAAAAAAAGCAGAAACUAGAUUCUCUGAUAAAUAAUGCAGCCCCCCCCCCCUACUACCUACACUACCUGGGGGAUCACUUUCUCACCAGUAAGUAAAAUCUUAUUUUACUCCCUAGGUACAUUUUCAUUAUUGCAUCAUGGUACUUUUUUGCUACAGCUUCAAUUGUUGAUACAAUUUAUUAUUUGUCCUGUGCAAAUUAAUAAAUAAAUUAAUAAAAUAAUUUAAAAAUGAGCCAUAACAAUAUUGUGUGUUAACAUUUUGAUGUAACUAUUUUUUUUCUUCCGUGAAUGAAUGAAAAAGUAGGUAAAGCAAAUGUUUUAAGCUUCAUACUUUUAUAAAACCAAACUUACUUCUUAUCAAAGAAUGGAACAGGAAAAAAUGAGUUGGAAAAUUAGGGGAAUUAGAUGACCAUAUGUUCAAUUCUAUGGUGGUAGGAAAAGCAAAUACAUAACACUUCACAUUUUAGAGUCAACUAAGAAAAAGAAACAAUAAAAGACAUGUGCUAAGUAACUAAAAUGUAUUGAUAGUUUCUGAGUAAACAUAUCACACUUCUAAAUAUUUCAAUAUAUUGACUUGUUAUUUUAACAUAAAUUCACAGAUUUUUCGUUGCACUUUUAAAAGAAAUCUGAAUAUUUUGUCAGUGACCCUUUUGAAAUUCAACAAAUUGCUGACCUCAUACAAUUAGUUUAAAGACAAAGAGAACUUCAAUAACAUGGUCUUUUGAAAGUACAUACAGAUAUAAAUGGAUUUUAUUUCUGACUGGCAGCAUGGAACAAUUUUUAUCACACACAUGCAUGAAAACCUUUUUCUGGUACAAGUUAUCUUCACUUUGUAAGACUUCAGGAACACUGCUCUAGAAAUAAAUUACGAAUGUCUACAAAAAUGUUUCAACUUUUCAUAAUAAAAUAAAUCUACAUUAUACUAAUAACAAGACAAUGUCAACUCUUUCAAGUUAUGGAAGUAUUAGCACACCAAAAGGAAGAGACACUUUUGGGCAUACAUCUAUUUUGGUGGAAAGUACCAUAAUUGUCAAUUUUAAAAAAGUGUGAUAAGUACAUGAGUUUUGGCACAUCACGUAAAUUGAAGUGGGUGUGAGAUCACCAUUCUACACUGAGUAAAAGGGGUCCAAAACCACUUGGAGGGCAACAACAAUUAUUUUGUUUUUUAUAGUUAAAGAAGUUCUUAUAAAAUGUUACACCAAAGAAACAAUCUUUAGAAGACAAAAUAUAAAAAUGCUACAUACAAAGCACUUUCGCAUAAAAUAAUUAUAAAUAAAAUGCAAUCUCUGGAAUACACAUUGAAAGCACAAACAUUUUCAUUUAUGUUAAAGGCAAAAAGGAACGAGCUCCUAAGUCAGAUUCUCAUUUUUUCCACCUCCUUUCUUUGUAGUUAUAUGAAGCUGAAGGCAACUCUUAACAUAAAACAAAAAUUUAUAUAAAAAAAACUAUGCACAGAAAGGAAAAUAAACAAAAGGUCAAUAUUCUACAUUUACAACAAAGAUAUUUAUUUUGUGUUGAAGCAGGUAAAAGACAGUGACUAAACCUCCUCAAAAUAAAAAAUUUUCAAAAAUGAUUGUACCUAUUUCUUUAUGUUUUCUCAAAAUAUCCUUAUUAGUACUUUGGUGCAGUCUUACAGUAUGACUUUAAAAAAUUAAAAUAACUAUCAAUUUUGAAAUUGCCUGCAAUUUAAUCAAAAGCCAUAAUUAUUCAAUUUAACUUUUGAGUUUAUGUUAUUUAAUUUUCUUUCAAUUCUGUAGGAAGUGGGAAUUAAUUUCAAUCUUCCUGCACUCUUGUAAUUUUCAAGAAUAAUUCUAAUUAGAUUGUUUUAAAGGUUAUUACAUUAAGAGUGCGUAACAAUUUGUAAAAAAAAAAUACAUGCUUCUUCCAAAAAUUUUUUGUUGCUUAAUUUUAUUCUUUUUGAUCAUUAAAUUAUAUUUUACCUAGUUCUAGUUGGUCUAGACAUCAGAAUGGUUUUAGUCAGUUUACUUUGAACUGUUUCAUCAUUUCAUAAAUAUCUUUAUUAUAUUAUUACAGUCUUUAAUUUUUCUUUCACAAUUCAGUCACUUACAGAGUAAGGCAAAUAUUCUACUGUCAAAUUUCAGACCUCCUCAUAUCUUGUGACUUCUGCAAGGCUUAACAGUCAGUGUUGUAAAUAGUCAGUUAAACAAUACAUUCACAAUUACUGAGAUAAAAUGCCAUUCAUAAAUGAGUAUAGUGACUUUACUGUUUGUAUCUCUAAAAAGAGUUUGGCACAAUUUCAUUUGGAUAAUAUUUCCUUUUUCAUUUAAUAAUCAUGGGAAAUCCAAAUGUCUUGACCCAAAGGGUCCAGCUUUUAACCCUACAUUUUUAUUGUAACUUAGUAGAAAGAAAAACACCUAUACCAAAUGAAUAUAAAUUCGUAUCAGUUAUAUGAGAAAAUGUAUUAUUGAAUAUACAAUCAGCAAUUAAACAAGAGAUACUCUCAAGUAUUAAUUCUGUGGAUUUCACAGUGUAUUUCAUUCUGUUUCUCAAACAACUUUAAAAAAUUAAAAUGUAUUAAAAUAAUUUAAAUUUUAUUAUUUUUACUAUCAAUAAAAUUAUCAAAAAUACCCAUUUUCACACAUCUGACCUGACCAUAGAUUGUUCUGAUGUGCAAGUUACACACAUGAACCAUUUACAUGAUUUCCUUCAACAGCCUUCCUUCAUAUAACAACAGUGUUAAGCUACAUAGAAAAAUAUUACAUACAACUGUAUUUACUAUCAAUGUAACAUGCUUCACUGCUGCCCACAACAAUAAACUAUGUAAGAAGUUCUGUGACAUUCUCACAGUACUAUCAAAAUGAUUUUCUUCUUGACACAACUUUCUAUUUUUCAAUUUUGAUACCAAUUAUAAUACAUUUCAUCUCAUAAUAAAUCAAUUUUUUUAAAAAUUGAAGCAUGAAGUUCAUUUAUGUGUCAAGAACAUCUGUAAUCUAUAAUUAUUUUUUGGCGUGCAAUGUAGUUUUCUUUACAUUCACCUCAUGAUUACAUUCAUGAGGGAGGGUAUUGAGAGCAACAGUAAAUUGCAUUCUUAUAAUAAAAUGUUAUACAAUAGAUUAAAGAAUGAAUAAUUAAACCAAAUCUAACAUUAUUUCUAAAAUCCAUAUAAUUGCAGUACAAUUACAUACAAAAGCAAAUAAAUCUGAGAAGGUACUUUCUUCCAGUCUCUGGGCAUUCAUUGAAUGCGGCAACCGUCUUUGUGCAGACAUCAAAAGUCAUGGUAACUCAACAUAUUUCAUUUCGAGCUCUGUGCAUCUGGCACUAAAAAUAUUCUUACAAAGGUACAGGGCACAGAAUAAAGACAACAAGAAGGUCCUGUGAAAAGAAGCAUCUUGACCUCAAGUCGUCUGUCAACUGAGGACAAUACAAAAGUUAACUCCAUAUUUUUUUAAAUUAUGUAAUUGAUAGAAUGCGAAACAAAACUAAUUUGUUCAUAACCCAAAUUGCUCAAAAUUUCAAAAACUACACUACUUGAGAGCUGCACCAGUUAUUGUCCUGGAUAUCAAGAAUUAUAUAUUGGAUGUAAGAUACCAAAAUACUACUUCUAAAAUUUUUGAAUUCAGUGUGUUCAUUUCAUGAACAUAUUUCUUUUACAUAACAUUCAUUAUCUCCUAUAAUGUAGAACAAAAUUUACUUGGUAUUAUUGAUCAGUACCAUAUGAUACACUCAAUGUACAACACUCUUCUGAGUUUUUUGCCUCCCAAUACAAUAAUAAACAUACAACAUUCAUUCAAUUCAAGACUAGAAAAGAAAAAAUGAGACAAGCCUUAUUUGAUGUCUUUUUCUUUUAGCAAAUGACAUAUGAACCCACAAAUCUUUGCGUAAAAUAAACGGAUGGAAAGAUAUUUUUGUUCAUCUUGGCAUACCCUCAACUUAACACUAAGAAACACAAAAAAUUAGAAAGAAAGUCAAGCAAUAAAAUACUUCCUCCAAAAGCAUUUCAAAAAAUAAUUCAAGAACCACUGAGUAAAAAUUGAAAUCCUACAAUGCUGUAAAUCUAAAUUAAUGUGGUAUUUAUGUGGACUAUGCAUCUUAUUUUUUCUUAUGGAGCCAAUACAAUAGAAGUUCACUCCACAGAAAAUCUUUCCUCUUUGCUUCUAUCACCCAUAUUUUCUAAAUGACAAGUGGUGUCACUUUUCGUCCACAUAUCUGCUGUACUUCAAAAAAUAAUAUAACUAAAUGUAUGAAUUUGGCAGCUCCACCAGAUCACAGGCAAGAUAAAAUGAAAUCAUCAUUACCACAAUGCUUCGAGUGCUGUCCCAAACCCACCCAAGUAGAAAUAUUCUCUUUGCCAUACACAAUGAUCAUCUUUAGUUCAUCACUUCCAGGUGCAUUGUCAGCUGUUCAAAUAGAGAUUCCUUGAGCAAUGUUAUCUUCUUUUGUUUUGUUUUUCAAUGCAAAUAGAGAAAGUAUUCCUUUGAGUGACUUCUGCAAUCUUAUUUUCAAGUACUUGCUUUUGCCAAUUUAUAGACAUGCCAAUUUGUAGAGUAAUAAAUUUACUAACACAUAUUUCCAGUUGGUUUUUGAAAAGUGUGAACAAUUUUAAUUAAAAUUAUCACACAUUGAAUCCUUGGUUCUUUCUCAGCCAGGUUUAAGUAGCACCGAGGUACUAUUAAGUGCAAAUACAAACUUUCAAAUUCACUGUGUAAAUAAAAUUUAAAGUAAGAAAUCAGGCUUUGUUCUCAUGAACAUGAUCAAAAUUGUAAUUAGUGCUAUUUGACAUUUAUACUAUGAAAGAGAUUUCAUUUUUAUUUCUUAUUUUCCACCCAGAACAUUUGGAUUCAACAACUUUCAUUUUAACUGAUUGAAAACAUCACACCUACAUUCCCACUUUCUUUAUCUCUGCUACAAAAAAAAAAUUCAUUUCAUUUCCCAAUAGCAACUUUUCAU
Molecule: messenger RNA, 7381 nt
Organism: Gryllus bimaculatus (two-spotted cricket)
Lineage: Eukaryota; Metazoa; Arthropoda; Insecta; Orthoptera; Gryllidae
Source: the annotation of a GenBank genome assembly